AUGGCGCUCGAGCACCACCACGCCACCUACCUCCAGCCUGGGUCGCCAUCUUUCUUCCCCUUCCUGUCCUCACCGCCACAGCACCAGAGGAACUUCCACCUCAGCACCACCACCCCUACCUCGGCCAGCCUGUCAGUCUCCGAGGUUGGCAGCACUGGCCAGGCUGCCCCCGACUCGUCCCACCCUGGCGGAGGCCACUGCGAGGACGACACCCCAGCGUCGGAGACGACGACGUCGGCGGGCGACGCGGCCACUCCGACCUCCGCAUCCGGUGGCACCGCCAACAGCGCCAGCGGAGGCACUGAUAACAAAAGUGGGGGAACCACCACGGCCAGUGCUGCCAACGGAGUGGGCGAGGAGCAGCGCUCCAGCGACGCUGGCUCGGCCAGCACUGCCAACACGAAGCCGCCGUUCUCCUACGUGGCGCUCAUAGCUAUGGCCAUAGCGCAAUCGCCGCACAGGAGGGCAACUCUGUCGGAGAUCUACGCCUACAUCACGAGCCGCUUCCCCUACUUCGAGCGCAACAAGAAGGGCUGGCAGAACUCCAUCCGGCACAACCUGUCGCUCAACGAGUGCUUCGUCAAGGUGCCGCGAGAGGGCGGCGACCGCAAGGGCAACUACUGGACGCUCGACCCGCAGUACGAGGACAUGUUCGAGAACGGCAACUUCCGCCGGCGGCGGCGCAUGAAGCGGCCGUUCCGCCCCCCGCCUACCCACACUACGCCAGGUACGAGCACAGGUCCCACUUCGAUCAGUGAGCACGCCACUACGCAGCCUGUUUCCAAACGUCGACCCCGCCUCUUUGGCUGCCUUCGCUCCCGCUGUUCCGCCCCACGCUGCCGACUGACCGGUUCGCCCGGCGCUCUCCGUUGCAGCUGGUCGCUGACGCAGUCGACGGGGGCGGCAGGCGCGGUGCCGUCGAUGUCGGUGUCGGUGGCGCCGGGCUACGGCUCGCCGCCGCAGCUGUGCCACCAGGCCGUCAGCUCCGCCCCCACCGCCCCCACUGUGGUGGCGGCUCGGGCCAGCGUCGCGCCCGGCGGCGGCGUGUCGCACGGCGCCUUCUCCCCACUGCAGGCGCAGCUCCAGCACCACCAGGUCCAGAACAUGCAGCUGCAGGCGGCAGUGAACGGCUACUCCCAGCUGGGUUCGACGCUCGGAGUGUAUGAAGAUAAAUAUUAA
Molecule: messenger RNA, 1179 nt
Organism: Schistocerca cancellata (South American locust)
Lineage: Eukaryota; Metazoa; Arthropoda; Insecta; Orthoptera; Acrididae
Product: forkhead box protein L2-like
Exons: 9
Coding region: 1-1179 (392 amino acids)
Biological process (GO): regulation of transcription by RNA polymerase II; anatomical structure morphogenesis; cell differentiation
Molecular function (GO): DNA-binding transcription factor activity, RNA polymerase II-specific; RNA polymerase II cis-regulatory region sequence-specific DNA binding
Source: RefSeq, a predicted model, not a curated record